CCAGUGGCAUCUCAGCUGAGAGUCGUGCCGUGUCGAUCCCCCUUCUUGAUACGCGAAGGAGCAUCUACUACGCCAGCGUCAUGAACGCCGUUUUCUCAGUCGCCUUUUUGCUCGUGGCGUCGAUGUGCGUCGUGCACGCCGGCUAUCCAGCGCUGCUGCCGUACGGCUACGGCUACGGAGCCGCACACGCCCUCGUGGUGCCCAAGGUGGUUGCUCCCGUGUACACGCCAGUUGUGGCCAAGGUGCCCACGGCCGUCAGCUACUCCUACUUCCACGCCGUCCACCCGCCACCGGUGAUCAAGCUGCACGCAGCACCAGCCCUGGUGAAGCUGCCAUACGCGCCGCUCUACCACUGAGGGACAAGCACGACCAUCCCCCACCUGCUAAACGCAUGGAACCAAGCCUGUCAGUUUCCACGACCUCGCUCCAGACGGCGCUCGAAGCUCGGCAACUGGGACUCGCCUGUGUACCCGGCGCCUCGGUCCACGGACGCGGUGAGAAGUCGACGCAAACUGCGCGUCUGGCCAAUCUGCAGCACGUCAUCAAUGUAUAAAGUCGCCUGAAUAAAAAAAAAUAUGCCACGAAUAAUCUCCUACGACAGUUGU
Molecule: messenger RNA, 605 nt
Organism: Rhipicephalus sanguineus (brown dog tick)
Lineage: Eukaryota; Metazoa; Arthropoda; Arachnida; Ixodida; Ixodidae
Exons: 3
Coding region: 81-356 (91 amino acids)
Source: RefSeq, a predicted model, not a curated record